Messenger RNA from Paramecium sonneborni, 1029 nucleotides. The record is from the annotation of a GenBank genome assembly. NCBI's taxonomy places the organism in Eukaryota, Ciliophora, Oligohymenophorea, Peniculida, Parameciidae.
AUGACUAAGAAGAUUGAAAUAACUUUGUGCUCCAUUUCAUAUUUCUAUAAUGUCCAAUAAUAAAAUAAUUAUCUUUUAUAUGAUUUUUCUCUUCCAGCCAAGUAAACUAAAAUCAUAUUUAUAGUAACAAAUAAUGCUAAGCAGUUAAAGUUGAUUAAAUUAAACUAAAAAAUGCCACUAAAUUAGAACUAGCCCUCGAAAUUAAGUAAAUAUUUUAGUUCAAUAUAAGACCAGAACAAAAUAAACUGUUGGAAAAAAAGAGAAGAGUUUAUAAUUUUAUUCUUCCAUUUAAAUAAUCUAAUUCGAUCACUUUUCAACUAACAUAAUUAGUUGCAGAAUCAGAUGGUUUAUCACUAAAUUUAAAAUCAGAUAAUUUCUUUAAUAUUCUAAAAGGAUACAAGGACUUAGAAAAACAUAUUAUUAAUGAUAACAUUGUGGAUAAUUUAAUAAAUUUUCAUCUCCUAUUGUGUAAGGAAUUAGUGAGAGAAAUAUAUAUUAUUUGUGAUUCACAAGAAAAUUUAGUUUCUCGAUUUCCUUUUUGUUAUUAAAGUUUUGAUUUCAACUUUCCCAAUGAAAUAAUUGAAAAUCAACUUUAUUUAGGAAACAGCAAUCAUGCAAUGAAUCUCAAAGCUUUAAAUUUAUUAGGAAUAACUCAUGUUGUUAAUUGUGCAAAAGAAAUACCAAAUUAUUUCAUGAAUACAUAAUAAGAUAAUAUGGACAUCUUUAAAUACUUCUAAGUUCCUGUUUUAGAUUUGGAAGAAGAACCAAUUUCUGAUCAUUUUGAUGAGGCUUACAUAUUUAUUAAUGAAGCAUUAAAUCAAAAAGAGAAUAAGGUAUAAAUAAAAUUCAAUUAUUUAAAAGGUUUUAGUUCAUUGUGCAUAAGGUAAAAGCAGAUCAGCAACUAUAGUACUAAUGUUCUUAAUGAGAUAUAAACAAUGGACUUUUGAUUAAGCUUAUGAUUAUGCCCAGAAAAGAAGGGAAAUUAUAUCUAUUAACGAAGGUUUUCAAUUCUAAUUGUCAUAGAUUUGA